AUGGGGGGUCCCGGAACGGCUUUGGGGGGUCCCAUCGGGCCCCUCCUGCUGCUGGCGGCUGGAGCGGGAGCGAUGCUGCGCGUCCCCCUGGAGAGGGGGCCCUGGGUCCCCCCCAAAUUUUGGGGGGCCGGGGGGGGUCCCCGCAGCCGCAGUGGGGGAGGGGCGGCGGCCGCGCCCGCGAGGCUGCACAACUACAUGGACGCCCAGUACUACGGGACCAUCUCCCUGGGGACCCCUCCCCAGAAUUUCCGCGUCAUUUUCGACACCGGCUCUGCCGACCUCUGGGUGCCGUCGUCGCGCUGCUGCCUGCUCUACCUGGCCUGCUGGCUGCACCCUCACUACCAGCCGGCGCUGUCCUGCACCCACCGCCCCAACGGCUCGGCCUUCGCCAUCAGCUACGGCAGCGGCAGCUUGAGGGGGUUCCUGAGCACCGACACCCUCACGAUCUCCAAUGUCACCGUCCAUAACCAGACCUUUGCCGAGGCGGUGGCGUUACCCGGGUUGGCGUUCGCGGCCGCGCGCUUCGAUGGCGUUCUGGGCCUGGCGUUCCCGGCGGCCGCGGCCGGGCCGGCGCUGCCGGUGUUCGAUGCCAUGAUGGAGCAGCGGCUCUUCAAGGACAACGUGUUCUCCUUCUACCUGCGCAGCGGGGCCUCGGAGGGCGAUGGGGGGGAGCUGCUCCUGGGGGGCAUCGACUCGGGGAAAUUCGAGGGAGAGCUGCACUACAUCCCUGUGAGCCGGCAGAGCUACUGGCAGGUGCACAUGGACAGACUCUCCGUGGGCUCCCCGGGGCUCUCGGGCUGCCGGGACCCUCCCCUGUGCGGGGGGGGCUGCGAGGCCAUCGUGGACACGGGGACAUCGUUGGUGACCGGGCCCAGCGGGGACGUGGCCGCGCUGCACCGAGCCCUGGGGGGGUCCCGGGCCGUGGGGGGGCAGUACCUGCUGGACUGUGACAAGGUGCCAUCCCUGCCCAAUGUCACCUUCGUGCUGGGGGGCAAAGAGUUCACGCUGAGCGCCCGCGACUACGUGCUGCAGGUGUCCCAGUGGGGGUCCCCGGUGUGUGUCAGUGGCUUCAUGGCCCUGGAUGUCCCCCCGCCCUCGGGACCCCUCUGGAUCCUCGGCGACGUUUUCCUGGCGCGCUUCUACUCCGUGUUCGACCGCGACAACAACCGGGUGGGGCUGGCACCCAGCAAGUGACACCUGGGGACACCUGGGGACACCUGGGGACACCCCUGGGGACACCCUUGGGGACAUUUGGGACCACCCAGCGUCCAGGUAUCCCCAUGGGCACUCCAGGGAUAAUUCUGUCACCGGUGUCCCCAAGUGCCACCCUCACCUGGGGGUCACCGAGGGGACACUCCGGACACUUGGGGACACCAAGUGACACCACCCGGGAUGUCCCCUGGGACCAUUUGUGGGCGGGGCCUGAGGGAGGGCGGGGCUUCCCUACGAGGAGUCUCAGGUGUGGGCGGGGCAUCGACACCUGAGUGGGCGGGGCUUAUGUGAUGAGGGCGUGGUCUCCCAUACGGUGGGCGUGGUUUCAA
Messenger RNA from Catharus ustulatus (Swainson's thrush), 1541 nucleotides. Its product is annotated as cathepsin D-like. The record is from RefSeq and is a predicted model, not a curated record. Gene Ontology annotation, molecular function: aspartic-type endopeptidase activity. Lineage: Eukaryota; Metazoa; Chordata; Aves; Passeriformes; Turdidae. The coding region runs from base 1 to 1194 and encodes 397 amino acids. Gene Ontology annotation, cellular component: lysosome. The transcript is spliced from 9 exons. Gene Ontology annotation, biological process: proteolysis.